Molecule: messenger RNA, 1189 nt
Organism: Phycomyces blakesleeanus NRRL 1555(-)
Lineage: Eukaryota; Fungi; Mucoromycota; Mucoromycetes; Mucorales; Phycomycetaceae
Exons: 4
Coding region: 134-964 (276 amino acids)
Source: RefSeq, a predicted model, not a curated record
CAUGGAUAAGUGAAGUAUAAAUAUCAAUCACUCACUCACUCAAUCGAACACAUAAAAGACUUUCUCAAGAAACCAAAGAAAGAUACAAACCACAGCCUCUUUAUUUUUGUUUUCUUAUCUAUCUUGAUUAAUAAUGACUGUUAAGCCCAACGUCAUACCUUACGAUCUGACUAAAGAACAGAUCCAGAGCUACAAGGAUGAUGGCUUUAUCUUGAUCGAAGACUUUUUUUCUGCCGACGAACAUGCCACUCUGACUGGAUACUGCAAUCAGUUUCAGGGCUGGGGCCAGGAGAAGGGUAAAUGGAUGCAGUACUAUGAGCGCAACACUGUGUCUGGGAAGGAUCAACUCUGCCGUACCGAGAAUUUCACUCCAUUCCAUCAGGGAAUGUGUGACUAUGUGAAGAGCGAACGUCUGUUUACUAUCCUCAAGAAGCUUCAUGGUGAAGAUUACUUGCUUUUCAAGGAAAAGGUGAAUUACAAGCUACCAGGUGGAGGUGGAUUCCCUCCUCAUCAAGAUGCUCCAGCUUUUAUACAGUUCGGACAGGCUUCCCAUAUGACGGUGAUGUUCACUAUUGAUCCCACCGUAGCUGCCAAUGGUUGUCUUGAGGUUGUUCCUGGGUCCCAUAAGAACUCUUUUGAGAAAGGUAUUCUUCCUCAGGAGGUCUAUGACGGUUCAAUUGCUAGAACAUGGUGCGACAAGCAGACCUGGAUCCCUGUACAUUGUAGACCUGGCUCUGUGUUGAUCUUUGGGGCUUAUUUGGCCCAUCGUAGUGGUGACAAUACCACUGACAAGCCUCGUGUGGCAGUCUAUUUGACCUACAACGCUGCCAGAGAGGGUGACAAGCGAGACACUUAUUAUGCAGAGAAGAGGAGACUGUUUCCACCAGCUUAUGAGCGUGAACCUGGUAUUGAUUACAGCCAGGGUGCAAUUGUCUACAAUUUGGCUACACCAAUCAACUCCUAAGAAAACCCAACAAAAAAAACGAUAUGUAUGUAUCAUAGUGGCUACAAUCAUACAUUUAUAAGCACCAAUAUUAUACUAAAGUCUUUAUGCUUGGCAACCGUCUCCUGAAUUGUCUUUUUUUUUUUGCUUAUGUCUUCUCCUAGCAACAAGAAAACAAAAUUUCCAAAAUACAAUAAGAUAUAAUACAAUACAAUAAAACAGGGGAAUUUAUUUUGGAGUGAAAUU